Eublepharis macularius is the source of this 7491-nucleotide messenger RNA. RefSeq names its product pleckstrin homology like domain family B member 2 (gene PHLDB2). Bases 269 to 4171 code for a protein of 1300 amino acids. The record is from RefSeq and is a predicted model, not a curated record. Gene Ontology annotation, cellular component: basal cortex. The transcript has 21 exons. Gene Ontology annotation, biological process: regulation of microtubule cytoskeleton organization. Lineage: Eukaryota; Metazoa; Chordata; Lepidosauria; Squamata; Eublepharidae.
AAGAAGGAGGAUGCAGGAAAGGCGAGAGAAAGAGUGACGUGGACACACCCAAGAAAGCUUUGGACUCAGGACAGGACUAUCUUAGUAUAAGGGGGGACUUACAGGAAGAGAGAUUUAAAAUGAGAAGGAAGCAGGAAUACUUCCUUUCCCAGUGCAGGAGAUGCUGGAUCAUGGAUGGCUUCAGCCUUGAACUGCUGGCUUGGUGUUAGAAUUCUUAUGGUUGAGUCUGACUUGGUGGUAACCGUCUGUCCUCUUAGCAAAAAGAAAAAUGAUGUCAAAUAGAAAUAAUUUUGCCUACCAGAGUGUUGUGACAGAUUCAAGUAAGAUGAUGGAAGACUACAAGCAAAGCCAGGUGGAAUUACAAAAUACUAACUUAGGAAAGGAUUCAGUGGUGAAAUCCCUUGAAAAUGAUCUUCAGGAUCUAAUGGACAGACUCAACCAAAAAAAAUAUUCAUCAAGUCUGAAAUUCAAAACAAAUUGUGACAGCCCUGGUUCUUAUUUGACUCUUUCACAGUCUUUGCCACCUAAAUCCAGCCCAGCAUCUAGUGUAAAAAGUAUGCCAUCUCUCACCAAAAUUCAAGGAAGCAAGCCAAUGUCUUGUGAGGGCUCUUAUCUGUUAGACAAGACUGUCUCUGCAAAGCAUAUGGGCUCCAUUUCAGGCACAUCUCCAUCCUUAAGUGGGUACAGUCCUGUAAAAAGAGACUCUGAUAUUUAUCCCAAUAGAGAAAAUGAAAAAGAGUUUGGACAUCUGGAUAAGUGUCUGUAUUCAAAAUACAGCCAGAAAAAUAAAUCUCAUGAUAAUGUCUACUUCCCAGGAGCACUGGAAGGGCGGAAAAACUCUGGAUCUCUUAUUGCAAUAUGGAAUGGAAGCUCAGGGAGUGAGAUAAUCCUUUCACCAGUUGGCAGUUCUGGAGCUGCCAGCAUGCCCUCUAGUCCAAAGCAAGGCAGGAGGAUGAAUAUUCAGGAUAUCACAUCAUUUCGGCCCAGACAAGCUAAACAGAAGGACAUAACAGUAGAAACUCUGGGAUCUAGAACCAGAAAGUAUUCUGGUGGCUCACUGGGUCAUAUGGGAGUUUAUAGCCGCUCGUUACCCAGGCUGUACAAAUCGUCAGAAAGUCAGCUCGUGCCACUAAGCUUACCCCCAAGAAACUCUCUUGGAAAUUCCAGAAGAAAAAAAAUGAUUGAGAAAGAUCUACCUCAAAGCAUACUGGAUGCUGACAAUUACCUUAAUUUUUCUUCUUACACCUCAGGGGCUUUGCCAUUUACAAAUUUUGCAACUGAAACAAACUCCUAUGUGAAUUCAACUCUUAGCGUUCCUGCAAGCCCUCGUAUAGCUCGGAAAAUGCUUCUGGCCUCUUCUUCUUCAUGUGUGUCUGAUGACUUUGAUAGAGCUGCACUCUCAGGAAUGACCCCCAGUAAUUCUUUUUCUCCUGUGAAUUCUGAGAGAGCAUCUCCUCUCAUAAGGAAAGUUUCAAACAGUUCAAUGGAGUUUGAUGAAACAGAGCUGGAAAGCUUUAGGCAAACUCCAUCCAUACGAGAGAGAAAGAAUAGCAUUAGCUCACUUUCUGGAAGGGAUGAUCUAAUGGACUAUCACAGAAGGCAGCGGGAAGAAAGACUUAAAGAGCAGGAGAUGGAGCGGCUGGAGCGUCAACGGUUGGAGACCAUUCUUAACCUGUGUGCGGAAUAUUCUAAACGUGAUAGUGACUCUGUAACUGGAACAACUGUUGCUGAUGUUCAAAAAAUUAAUAAAGAACUUGAAAAGCUUCAGUUUUCUGAUGAAGAUUCUGUAUUUGAAGAUUCCCAGAUGACUCCAGAAACAAGAAUCAGAAACCAUUUGCAACUACCGGCAGGUGAUUCAGACUUCUUGGAAUUCGAUGAUCUUGGUCAUAACGUUAUGGGGUUCAUUUCCUCUAGAGGGAUCAGAAUGAAUAAACAUUUAAAUGAAAACAGGACAUCUUCACCAUUACCUCCUUGUGCCUUCCUGAAGAAUGUCAAUGAAUCUUCUUAUUUAAGCAUCGUGCCAAAGGAAGAUGAAAUCCAAGACUCAGUGUUGGUGUUAUCCAAGCAGGAUACUAGUGAAAAGGAGGCUUUCCUGCUAGGAUUACUAGAGACUACAGAAUGUGUAAGUGAUGAACAACGAGCACUGGAGCUUACUCAGAUGGAAGAACAGCGCAUUAUAAUACUGAAUAACUUGGAAGAAUUUGAACAAAAGAUCAAAGAUUUAAAUGAUCAGAUGGAUGAAUCCUCCAGAGAGAUGGAUAUGGAAUGUGCCUUAUUGGAUGGAGAGCAGAAAUCGGAAACAGCUGAACUUCUCAAGGAGAAGGAAAUACUGGAUCAUUUAAACAGGAAGAUAGCAGAACUGGAGAGAAAUGUUAUUGGUGAGAAGACCAAGGAAAAAAUAAAGCUUGAUGCUGAAAGGGAAAAACUAGAAAAGCUUCAGGAGCUUUACUCCGAGCAGAAGACCCAGCUUGAUAAUUGCCCUGAGUCCAUGAGGGAACAAUUGCAACAGCAACUAAACAGGGAUGCUGAUCUGUUGGAGGUAGAAAGCAAACACUUUGAAGAUCUGGAAUUUCAGCAGCUUGAACAUGAAAGCAGGCUAGAUGAAGAGAAAGAGAAUUUAACGCAGCAGCUCCUGCGUGAAGUAGCUGAAUAUCAACGCAGCAUUGUCAGUAGAAAGGAGAAAAUCUCUGCUCUCAAAAAGCAAGCCAAUCAUAUUGUCCAGCAAGCUCAACGAGAACAAGAUCAUUUUGUCAAAGAGAAAAAUAACCUUCUAAUGAUGCUGCAAAGGGAAAAAGAAAACCUUUGCAAUCUAGAAAAGAAAUACUCAUCAGUUUCAGGAGGAAAAGGGUUCCCAAUAAGUCCCAGCAGUUUAAAAGAGCUAAGAUCAUCUGACUGUUCUGGAUUUGUCCUUCCUCACUCCCUUUCUCCUCGCCCUCUUGCACAACUUUCACCAGUCCACUGGUCUGAGGUCAGGGCUACAAAUGUAGAACCUUUUCCUUUACCUGACACACCACCACCUCUUCCAGCUAAGAAACACCGAAGGCAACCACAGCACUUCCGAAAUCAGGAAGAGAGAAAGAAGCAGCACAAAGAAGGCAUGUACAUGAGUGAUACUUUGCCACGUAAGAAAACCGCCUCCUCAGUAUCAUCCCAUUUCAGCAGUUCUACUCUUGGACGAAGUGUUAAGGGUCACUUGCCACUUGGGCAGAGCAAUAGCUGUGGCAGUGUUCUUUCCCAUUGUUUGACCAAAGAGCCUGAGUCAAGGAGGAUGCAUAAAGGAUAUAAUCACCAAAAUAUAUGUGAAGAUGAAAGCCAGAAAUCUCCUGAGUUCUACAGCAGAACAGCCUCAGAGUCUAAUGUGUAUCUGAACACCUUCCAUUAUCCUGAUCAUAAUUACAAGGACCAUGCAUUUGAUACUCUAAGCUUAGACAGUUCUGACAGUAUGGAAACCAGCAUAUCUGCCUGCUCCCCAGAUAAUAUUUCCAGUGCCAGUACUUCAAAUGUUGCAAGAAUAGAAGAAAUGGAAAGACUUUUGAAACAAGCUCAUGCUGAAAAAACACGAUUGCUUGAAUCAAGGGAACGAGAAAUGGAAGCUAAGAAAAGAGCAUUAGAAGAAGAAAAGCGUCGCAGAGAGCAGUUAGAGAAAAGGUUGCAAGAAGAAACUAGCCAGCGACAAAAAUUAAUUGAAAAAGAAGUAAAGAUACGAGAGAAGCAAAGGUCACAGUCUCGUCCAUUGACUCGUUAUUUGCCGGUGAGAAAGGAAGAUUUUGAUCUACGAGGCCAUAUAGAGACAGCUGGUCACAACAUAGAGACUUGUUACCAUGUCUUGCUUACUGAAAAGACCUGCCGAGGCUUUCUUAUUAAAAUGGGUGGGAAAAUUAAAACAUGGAAAAAACGGUGGUUUGUCUUUGACAGAAAUAAGAGAACAUUUUCUUACUAUGCAGAUAAACAUGAAACUAAAUUAAAAGGAGUAAUUUAUUUCCAAGCCAUUGAAGAAGUCUAUUAUGAUCAUUUAAAGAAUGCCUACAAGAGUCCUAACCCAUUGCUUACUUUCAGUGUUAAGACACAUGACAGAAUAUAUUACAUGGUGGCUCCAACACCAGAAGCUAUGCGGAUAUGGAUGGAUGUGAUAGUUACAGGAGCAGAAGGCUAUACCCACUUCAUGUUAUAGUAAAAUUGGCUAAAGGUCCAUUGACAGGGCAUAAUGCAAUAAUAACCUCAGAUCUGAGAAAGAAAAGCCAUAUCUAGUCACAUUUGACAAAGCCACAUAAGAUAAGAACUCACAGGUGAUCUCCCUUUAUUUUCCAAAAUAAAACACACGCUGUGUAUGGGAGCAUUCAUUGAGAUUUGUUAAUCACUGUUCAAGCAGAAGAAAAGCUGCUUAAAACACUGCAGUGCUCCCAAAUGGAUAAUCAGAACAUCAUAUAUCUGGUUCACAGAUUAUAUGGUAAUUUCUUACAAAUUCUAUCAUGCAGGAUUUACCUUAUAAAAGUAAACUUUAUAGUGAAAAAACUGAUACAGCACGUCACUAAUAAAUGGAAGGAAAAAGUGGCAAUGCUUUUUAUUGCACUGAGUUGCUGUACAGUUUUAAAGUUAUUUUCCUUACAGGUGUAGUAUAAUAAAUUUUAAAAUUACAGUGCAUGAAAUUUUUGUGUUGGUUCACCUCAGAUCCAAAGAUACACAAUGUAAAAUGAGAUUUAGAUGUAUGUAAUAGAAAAGUGUUAAAACUGUUUGUAAAUGUUAAUGAGCAUUGAAAACUAUUAUUUUGAAAGUUCAGGACAGAUGCUACAGGCAUGAUGCUAGCUUCAAAUGUAAACACUUUUUUCAAGUAACAUCCUAAUUUUAGGAAGUUCAGAGGAUAAUAUCUUCCAUUUGCUUUGCACCCUUAACUAACAGCCUGGAAAUCUGUGGAAAUUAAUGUUUCCCACCUACAACAAAUUCUUUAUAAUUCACAGAAUGGUUUCUUUUUUUCAAUUGCAGCAAGUCAGAAUCUGCAGUCUAGAAACCACAGUCAUGUUUUAAGUCUUGACAAUUUCACCAUACCAAAAGACUUACAUUUCCACAAAAUACCAGGUAAAAAUUAAAAUUAGACAAAGCUUAAUUUGGAGCAUCAUACAGAAUUUAUAGCUUUAGUACAAUACCCUAUAAUCUGUUAAAAAUAUUUAAAAACUCAAGCUUUCCACACAAGGGCUAUGAAAUUUUAGGUACUCUUUUGUGUACUCUCCCAGGGUCAGCUGACAUAAAACUGUAAAUUGGGGUGAUCUCUGUGAGUGCCGGGAUGAGUAGUCAUCAGCAAUAGCCUCCGAAUCUGCUAAGAAUUAUCCAGAAGGGUGGGAGCAUUUCUCUCUUGAAGCUAGCCAUUUUAUUCCACCGUUCCUCUAAGGCAACAUUCAUGGCUCUCUCUCAUAAGACUGCCAGGUCCUCCGGGGCCCAAACCAGGAGAUGGGGGGCAAUCGUGGGGCGGGGGCGCGCUGUACGGUUCAAGCCUUCACUUCCUACUUGGGUGCUGAAAACAGCCACUCCAGCAGUCAGGUAAGGUUAGAGAUUGAUCCUUUACUUAAGUUGGGUUGAGAGUUCUGCUUUCACUGAGACCCUGAUUUUCCAAACCCUGGGUUCAUCUUAGGGGCAUACUCGCAUCUUAGUAAAUCCAGACACUACUUGAAUAAUAUAUAUUUUUAUUAGUUUUUAGAGAGUGUGGCAAAGCAUGAAAGCUCUCAAACAAAACGGAACAGAUACAAAACAAAUAAUUUGGUGCAGCAUGGAGGCUUGCCAACAUGAAGAAUAGAGAGUGGUAGGUAGGUAGGUGUCUAACAUACACUUAUAAGCCUUCUUUUCUAAUCCUCAGCACAUCACCAAGCGACAAGGGAGCCAAUCAAGGCAAAGCAACUAAUUGGCAUUACUACUAUGAGAACACAUCCAGGGAGGACAGAUAGUACUCUCGGAGACUGGUCUUCAAGGCCGUUUCAGUAGGGACUCAGAGACUGCUUGCAGGUGUUGUUGAUUAGUUGAGCCAGCAUAUUUCAGCUAGGCCUGGGCCUGCAAACACUCAGUACACUGAACUACACUGAACCAAUGUUCAGCCAUCCUUGCUGGAAUCCUAUGUGUUAGGUCCAACUUCCACUCACAUCCGUGUUCCAGAGGACUUCCUUGUUGUGCUAGGAACGACAUCAUUCCUGGUAUGACGAAGUAAAGUCCCCCAUGCGGGGCUGAUUUAAUAAAAUUCAAACCAAACAAUUAUUUUUCAUCAAUGAUUUUCACUUCCUUGUUGUGCCAGGAAGGUCCUAGGGUUCCUAGGGUUGCCAGCCUCCAGGUGGUGUCUGGAGAUCUACUGGAAUUACAAUUGAUCUCCAGGUGACAAAGAUCAGUUCUUCUGGAUAAAAUGGCUGCUUUGGAGGGUGCACUCUGUGGAAUUAUUUUGUAAACAAAAUAGUUGCUGCUAGUUCCCUGUCUUUCUUUGUUUUUUUCACUCCUGAUUCCAUCUCCAGGGCCACUAACAAACAUUAGUUAUGUCCUCUGUUACCAUGUGCAUAUACAUCUUCAAUCAAAAUAAAUGAAUUUUCCGUAAAUGUACCUGAAGAAGCUUUGUACUGAAAGAAACAUACCAAAAAUGUAAAAAAUAAUAUAUUGCCUACUUUCCCCCUUAGCUAAGUAUGGUGAAUAAAACAUACUAAUACUGAAGAAAUUAUAUGGCCAAUGGUUGACUAUGACCCAGGGGAUCAGUUACAAUUUUUGGUGGGCCAGAAAUGACUUUCUAGCACGAGCCCAAGAAAGUCUGAACUCUAUAUAUUCAUGUACUCAUGGGAUUACCAGACCUCUCUUUUAGAGAUUAUAUAUUCCUUAAAGAUCUUUUCUAUACCUUUUUAGUCUUGAAAUGAUUGACUGAAUUUUGAACUUCAAGUCUGUGUGUAAUGUUCUUUUAAAUUGACUUUAUGUGCCAUGUUUUCAAUGCAAUAAUAUAAAAUUGUUUUUUUUAUGUUUAAACAGAUUAUAAAUAAUAAAUCACACUUGUAGAAACCAUUGCCACGAAAAGAUGAAUUGUGUAAGAUAUGGUGUACCCAAGUAACAUGAUUACAGUAGUUAAAAUGCCACAAUCCUAAACACGUUUACUUGAAAGUAAAUUGCACUGAAGUUUACUUCCAAGUUAACCAUUCUUAGAAUCAUCGUUUAAGGCAAUAUUCCCUUCAUUUCAUUGAGACUUCUUUGGAGUAAAUGUCUUGAGGAAUGUAUUACAAAUUAUAUUCACAAGAUAGAAAGUAAUUGUGAAUGAUAACACAAGGAAUUGUUACUGCAAAGCCUAGCCUGUAUGCUUAAAAGAAGAUCUAAUGAACAAUAUUUGCAGUGUUCAAAGAUAAAUUCCAGAAACAAAUGGUAUUGGUUUAUAGAAUUUCUAUCAUGUAUUGUGAUUUUCCUUCUUCAUAUAAUUUUACAAGUUUUCUAAAUUUUUGUAUCUUGCAUGUUGUAGUAAUGUUUAAAUAAAUGUUCAAAAAUAUA